This is a messenger RNA of Psylliodes chrysocephalus, 354 nucleotides long. Lineage: Eukaryota; Metazoa; Arthropoda; Insecta; Coleoptera; Chrysomelidae. The record is from the annotation of a GenBank genome assembly.
AUGAAAGAGUUAAGAGAAUAUCUCCAAAAUAAUAAUUUACCAUUAUAUGUCUGGAUUGGCGAAGAUGGAAUCAUAAUUGCAAACAAAGUUCAAUACAAUAAAGAAAAUCACAGCAUAAUUGGAUUUGUAAGUCCUUUCGACAACACAGCUUUUCCAAAAAAAAAUUCAUAUCUUAUCACAAAUUCAGCUACUAUUCAAAGUUAUUCUGAAAAUUCUUCUCAAGCUAAACUUGCCUAUGUUAUUAUGGCACAACCAUUAAAAGAUCGUAAAGCUUCAUUUGUACUUAAUUUGUUUGGAACAAAUAGAUUUACUUACGAAGAGGUUCUUAAAAGAUGGGACUUCUUAGGAAAAUAA